This is a messenger RNA of Pelodiscus sinensis (Chinese soft-shelled turtle), 899 nucleotides long. Lineage: Eukaryota; Metazoa; Chordata; Testudines; Trionychidae. The record is from RefSeq and is a predicted model, not a curated record.
CGGCCGUGCUGCUCUCGGCAGGGCUGGGCCUGGCCCAGGACUACCCCUUCCAGGACCCCAGCCUGCCCUGGGAGCAGCGGCUGGACGACCUCAUGGGGCGACUCUCCCUGGGGGAGCUGGUGCUGCAGAUGGCGAGAGGUGGCGCCCAGCACAACGGGCCAGCGCCCCCCAUUGAGCGGCUGGGGAUCAAGCCCUACAACUGGAACACCGAGUGCCUAAGGGGCGACGCGGAAGCCCCAGGCUGGGCCACGGCCUUCCCCCAAGCACUGGGCUUGGCCGCCUCCUUCAGUCCCGAGCUCAUCUACCGCGUGGCCAAUGCCACCGCCACGGAAGUGAGGGCCAAGCACAACUACUUCGUGUCCACCGGCAACUAUGGCGACCACACAGGCCUCAGCUGCUUUAGCCCCGUGCUGAACAUCAUGAGACACCCGCUGUGGGGCAGGAACCAGGAGACAUACGGCGAAGACCCAUUCCUGAGCGCAGAGCUGGCCGUGGCCUUCGUGCAGGGGCUGCAGGGCGACCACCCUCGGUAUGUCAAGGCCAGUGCCGGCUGCAAGCACUUCAGUGUGCACGGGGGGCCCGAGAACGUGCCUGUCUCCAGGUUCACUUUUGAUGCCAAGGUGCUAGAGCGGGACUGGAGAAUGACCUUCCUGCCCCAGUUCCAGGCCUGUGUGGAUGCCGGCUCCUACAGCGUCAUGUGCAGCUACAACAGGAUCAACGGCGUGCCCGCCUGCGCCAACAAGAAGCUGCUGACCGACAUCCUACGGGCCGAGUGGGGCUUCCAGGGCUACGUGGCAGAGCAGCUGAUCAUGCUGGCCCAUCGCUACACACACAGCUUCCUGGAGACGGCCAUCGGUGAGCCUGGGCGCAGGGCAUGGCCCUCUUGCUGCUGGUUCUAG